This is a messenger RNA of Drosophila persimilis, 1621 nucleotides long. Its product is annotated as band 7 protein AGAP004871. The transcript is spliced from 6 exons. The coding region runs from base 139 to 1581 and encodes 480 amino acids. The record is from RefSeq and is a predicted model, not a curated record. Gene Ontology annotation, cellular component: plasma membrane. NCBI's taxonomy places the organism in Eukaryota, Metazoa, Arthropoda, Insecta, Diptera, Drosophilidae.
AUUUUAAGCUCUGCGAUUUCAAUAAAGUGUGACGAAAUAAACUGAUUUGGAUGUUUUGAUCCUUGAAUUUACUGAUCAAUUCAGCUGUUCUUUUUUGAAAUUCCCUUCAGAAUAAUUCAAUUGAACAAAUUCUUUGUAAUGAGUUAUCCUACAAAGCCGAAUAAUGGGACACCCCCUGGUCGGGAUAUUCGAUGGGCUGAUACUGAUGAUGAGCCUCCAACAUCACCAGACCCGCGACCAUUCAAGAGGCCGGACGAACCAUCUCAGGGGCCUCCCGAUCCUGAGCCCAUCCUAGGUCCACGGGUUAAGCCAUCCAGAUACAUUACAACCACCGAGGAUGACAAAAAUUCGGGCUUCGAGCAGAUAGCCGUCUGCCUGUCAUUGUUGCUUGUGGUCAUCACAUUUCCCCUGUCGAUCUUCUUGUGCCUGAUUGUGGUAAGGGAGAACCAUCGGGUGCUGAUCUUCCGACUGGGUCGCGUCAGGAAGGGCGUCAGGGGCCCUGGCCUCGUGUGGACUCUGCCGUGCAUCGACUCCUAUGUCAAGGUAGAUCUGCGCACCUUUUCGACCGAGGUGCCCUCUCAGGACAUCCUCACCAGGGACUCGGUGACGAUUUCCGUGGGCGCAGUGCUGUACUUCUGCAUCAAAGAUCCCAUGGAUGCCCUCAUUCAGGUGGAUGAUGCCCGGGAGGCUACCGUGUUGAUAGCCCAGACCACACUGAGGCACAUAGUCGGUGCCAAGCCGCUCCAUACCCUUCUCACCUCGAGAGACACCCUUUCCAAGGAGAUCCAGGUUGCCGCCGAUGAUAUCACGGAACGAUGGGGAGUGCGAGUGGAGAGAGUGGACGUGAUGGACAUCAGUCUACCACUUUCUAUGCAGCGAUCAUUGGCCAGUGAGGCAGAAGCAAUUAGGGAGGCGCGGGCCAAGAUCAUUUCAGCCGAGGGCGAGCGCAAUGCCUCGCAGGCUCUGAAGGAGGCAUCCGAUGUGAUGUCCCAGAACAAGAUCACCCUGCAGCUAAGACAUCUACAAAUUCUUACCGGAAUUGCAGCAGAACAUAGAUGCACGAUUAUUUUUCCAUUCCCCAUGGAUGUGAUGACAGCGUUUGGCACCGUGGAAGGAUCCUCUAGCAGCAAUCAAAAGCCGGGUGGAACAGAUGCCGGUGGGGCGAACCAGAGCUCAGAUUUUGAUCAAUUUGGAGACUUCACCCCGAAGGUGAUAAUCACAGAACCAGCAAAUCUCCCCGAAGACCUACGUUUCGGGGAGAGUGAAGAGGAACCAGAAACGAGUAACACACAGAAGCGGGAAGCAACGGAACGGAAAGCUGAAAUUCCAGAAUCUAUGCAGGAACGAAAAGGUGAGGAUGCAGAAUCGCUACAUGAACAAACAGGAGUGGAGAAUGAUAUGAGCAGUGAGGGAGAUAGUAACAACGAAAGGAAAGUAGAAACAGCGGCGGUAGCUGAAAAUGAUAAUAGAUAUGACAACCCAAUACAAGAAUCGAGAGUGAAACUGAUCCUCCAACCAGGCCCGCAGGUGAUCAGCACCGGCAGCGUCAAGCUGGAAAUGAAUUCAGUUACUAUUCGAUAAUUCCCGAGAAAGAAGAUGAACCAGAUACAAAUAUUAAAGU